CCCUCCACUCAUCCAUUUGUUCACCUCGACAACUCCACCUUACUGAAGUGGCCACUUCAUUUUCUCCAGUGGUUGCAGCUGCUGAAACCAGCUCCCCAAUUUUGCCCAUUUCUUGAUUCGAAUUCCCCUCCAAAUAUCAAAAUCAGAGAACCCCAUUUGAUUUUUCUCCAGGUUUAUUAAUCUUUCUGUUAAUUUUCUGGGAAGAAUCGUGUAAUGGACUUGUUACAGACUUUGGAUCCUCCAAUCCUUCUGGGUUUGGCUGCGGCUGUUCUUGCCAUUGCCUUUGGUGCCAUCUAUUUAUCAUCUUCGCCAAAAAAUAGCAAACCCAGAGGUUGCUUACAGCCAGAUGAUUUUGUAGAGUUUAAACUUGCCAAGCGUGUGGUGCUGAGCCAUAAUGUGGCGAAGUUUAGAUUUGCCCUCCCGAAUCCUACUUCGGUUUUGGGUCUUCCCAUUGGACAACAUAUAAGUUGCAGGGGCAAGGAUGGCCAAGGUGAAGAGGUUGUCAAACCGUACACGCCUAUUACUUUGGAUUCUGAUGUCGGAUAUUUUGAACUGGUCAUUAAGAUGUAUCCCCAAGGAAGGAUGUCACACCAUUUUCGACAUAUGCGGAUCGGUGAUUAUCUUGCUGUAAAGGGGCCAAAGGGGCGUUUCAAGUAUCAACCUGGCCAGGUCAGAGCAUUCGGGAUGCUUGCUGGAGGCUCGGGAAUUACUCCUAUGUAUCAAGUUGCUCGAGCGAUACUAGAAAAUCCUAAUGACAAGACAAAAGUACACCUCAUUUACGCCAAUGUCACUUAUGAGGACGUUCUUUUAAAGGAGGAGUUGGAUCUUCUUGCCUCAAGGUACCCUGAUAGCUUCAAGGUCUAUUAUGUCCUAAAUCAGCCUCCUGAAGUGUGGGAUGGUGGCGUCGGGUUUGUGAGCAAGGAGAUGAUUCAAGCCCACUGCCCCGCGCCUGCUUCUGAUAUUCAGGUAUUGAGAUGUGGGCCACCACCCAUGAACAAGGCCAUGGGUGCUCAUCUUGAAGCUCUUGGAUAUGCACCUGAGAUGCUGUUCCAGUUCUGAUCUUUCCUCAACUUCUUCCUUGCAGCUAAGAACUUCUUUUUCCUUCUUUUUUUGAAAAUUCUGACUCAUUUUUAGAUCUUAGAUUUGAUGUACUGUGGAAGAGGAUGUUUUCUGAGUUCUUUUCAUUUUGCAAUGCUAUGGCAUUUUGAUGUAUCAAUUGCUUUAAACAGUUGGAGCUAAUGAGAGUCGGACUAGUUAUCGGUGAAA
Molecule: messenger RNA, 1266 nt
Organism: Momordica charantia (bitter melon)
Lineage: Eukaryota; Viridiplantae; Streptophyta; Magnoliopsida; Cucurbitales; Cucurbitaceae
Source: RefSeq, a predicted model, not a curated record